Molecule: messenger RNA, 1674 nt
Organism: Pichia kudriavzevii
Lineage: Eukaryota; Fungi; Ascomycota; Pichiomycetes; Pichiales; Pichiaceae
Exons: 1
Coding region: 1-1674 (557 amino acids)
Cellular component (GO): fungal-type vacuole lumen
Molecular function (GO): metallocarboxypeptidase activity
Source: RefSeq, a predicted model, not a curated record
AUGAGCUUAAAUAUAAAAAAGCCAAAAUCUAUCAAGUUUAGAUAUUUUACCAUAUCCGCUAUUCUAACAAUUAUCCUAGCCUUAAAUUCUCUAGCGGUUUGGUGCCUCAAGUCCAGUAAACCCUCCAAAGCAAUUAAUUCCGUACCAAAGUGUCCCAAAUCUAAGAAAAGACCAAUAAAAGAGCAUGAAAAAAUACAAUGGAUUUUGCAUGAUGAUGCAUACAGAAACCACUCUGUGGAAGUUUUUUCCAAGUCAAUCCAAGUUGAUACAACUGUCUACGAUGAUGUGGAAGACUAUUCCAAAUUUGCCAAUUUUCAUAAAUAUUUGGAAGAAAAUUUCCCUUUAGUUUAUGAAAAGGCAAUUGUCCAUACCAUCAAUGAGUGGGGGUUAGUUUUUGAGUUUAAAGGAAGUAAUUCAAGUUUGAAACCGAUAAUGUUGAAUGCACAUCAAGAUACCGUCCCCAUAGGUACAAUUGAGAAUUGGAAUAUCGAUCCGUGGGGAGGUUAUUAUGAUGGGGAGAAGAUAUUCGGCCGUGGUUCAUCUGAUUGUAAGAAUCUACUAGUUGGGUUAAUGGAGGCAAUGGAGCUGAGGAUAUCCGAUGGCAAGAGUGAUUUCCAAAGAGGUGUUCUAUUUGCUUUUGGAUUUGACGAAGAGAAAUCGGGCUUCAAUGGAGCACGUAAGAUUGGUGAGUAUCUUGUCGAUUAUUUGGGAAAAGAUUCGGUCUAUCUGAUAAUGGAUGAAGGUAUGACAAUGAUGUCGGAGAUGUUUGGUGGUCAUUAUGGCUUGAUAAUGACGGGUGAGAAGGGAUACCAUGAUUUAAAAGUAAGUAUCGUCACCCCUGGAGGGCACUCUUCAUUACCAAGAAAGCACACAUCAAUUGGUAUGAUGUCUUUUUUUCUCUCUAAUUAUGAAUUUGAAGGUUAUACUCCAGUUCUCACCGAGGAAAAUCCCAUUUUCAGAACCUAUGAAUGUAUGGCUGAACAAGACAAUGAAGUUGAUAAGUCUAUCCGAUCUAUUAUAUUAAAUGCAAGAGCAGAUUUGGAAGCAAGAAGUGAGCUACUAAAAUUGAUCAAUGAGAAUCCGCUAUUCAGGUAUACUGUAGAGACAUCGCAAGCAAUAGAUGUUAUACAUGGCGGAGACAAGGUAAACUCAAUACCAAGAAAUGUGACAGCCUUAAUCAACCAUCGAAUUACAUAUGGCAAUUCACCUGAGACUGUCAUUGACAAGGCACGGAGAUUUGCAAUCAAAACCGCCAGGCUUUUCGAUAUUGGAUUAACAAUCAAAAGUGAAGUUAUUUUUCCAGAAACUUCCAAUGGUCAAAUGCUAAUUGAAUCAUACAAAGAGGAAUUAGAAACUGCAAAAGUGACCCCUGAUUAUGGGGAAGUUUGGGAUAGUGUGACGGGUAACAUGAGAUCAUUCUAUGAAGAUGAAGUUUAUCCGGAGAAGUUUACCCAAGGCCAGGCAAAGUACAUUAUUGCGCCAUCUUUGAUGACACCCAAUACAGAUACUAGACAUUACUGGGAUUUGUCAGAUAACAUAUUCAAAGUUACACCUGGCACCUUACGGAGGGGAGAGACACUGGUAGCCCAUGCUGCUGAUGAAUGGGUGCGUUUAGAUGACCAUUUACAGGUUGUUGGAUUUUUCUAUAAUUUUUUGAGUGACGUUUGUCAAUAG